This is a messenger RNA of Schistosoma rodhaini, 1846 nucleotides long. NCBI's taxonomy places the organism in Eukaryota, Metazoa, Platyhelminthes, Trematoda, Strigeidida, Schistosomatidae. The record is from the annotation of a GenBank genome assembly.
AAAGGCAUCAAAAACAUGUCGACGUGAGUAGAUUAUUGUGUCAACUCGUUGCUAAAUUGAAUGUUAUUUAUCUUCAUUUACUUCUUAAUUCACUUUACUUUCAUCGAAGAUGGUUGAGAAACCUAACUUAGAUAAUCUUAAGUACAUAGGUAAGGGUAUUGUUGUUGAGAUCGGAAAAGAAUUCGGGACUCGAUAUCCGACUUUUCAGCACCUCGUAAUAAAGCCUGCCAUAGAAUAUCCGAAAGAAAAGUGUAGUAUAUAUUCUAAUGAAACUUCGGUAGUGAGAAUAAGUGCCGGUAAUGUUAUCGUUCUCGAUUCCGUUGAUUGUUUUUUUUGCACUAGAAGCUACCUGGUUUCCAAGUAUUUGCUUAUGCUCACCCGAUGACUGAAUGGAAUGACAAUAAUAUCCACCAACUAGUUCUAUCAGCUGUUACCCACCAAGCAAGUGCCUGAAAAGGUGUGCCGCUUAAUUAAGACACUCCAAGUUCAUAGUCUUCUAAAAAAUUUUAGUGACGAUAAAAUAAACUUCAGAGGUUGAUUCUCCUGAAUAAUGUUAAACUAUGGAGCGAAUUAUUUUUGGCCCCUUUGUCGUUUCAUUUGUUAUGAAAUUCCAUAACACUUGUGUCAUCUUUUAAGCAAUUGCGUGAUUGCCAAAAUGUCAACCAUAUCAGCUUUGGCCUGUCAGUCAUUGCCUCACUACUCUGAUUUUGAUACAACUUCAGAGAGUGGUCUUUCUGAUUUAUCAUACGUUCUCCCUUAUCGCCCAAAGAAACCCUUAACCAGGAAUAAACCUGUGAAAACUGGUCCUGGCGAAAUAAGGCUUGGAGCACGGGCGAUGAGAAGAUACGAAAAUGAAGUUUAUUUAAAUACAUUAGCCGUGAUCACUGAGACCGAUGGAGACAAUGUUGAUGAUUAUUGGCCUGAAAGUUUUAAUUAUUGUUCAACGUUUACUAAAUUACUAGAAGAUCAGAAUAUUCGAGCUGCUUGGGAUGCAUUUAUUCAAUUAUCUGAAAAAGAACAAGAAAAGCUUCUUGGUACACUUCGUGUAAAAAACAAAAUUAUUGAUGAUGAUGAUAUAUCAGGUAGUGAUGAUUAUGAUAUUGAAGGUGAUGUGAUAUCAUCAUAUCCUUCUGCUAUUCACCAUACCUCGUCUUCUUUAUCUCAUCCAAAACAUCAUGUGAAACAUCGAUGUAGACGAUCUAAACGUGAAGAGAGGAAGAAACGAUUUGAUGAUGUGAAUUCACUGCUACAAUCCAAUCUUAAUGUGUGUGUACCUGUUCAAUCAGAAGAUAAUAACAAUGUAACCAAAGAUGAUUCUCAUGAUUUAGAAAUAGAACAGCGUAUUCCUACUCGUGUACUAUCCGUUGUAUCAGACUCUGUUACUCCAAACAUGAUGAUGAAAAAUUUAAAACACAGUCGAAAACGUUGUAAACGUCUUCUUACUCCGACUGAUAUUUGUUUAUUGCAACGAGUUGAAGUUGAGUUGAGACAGCAUUUUUUCUCUCAAACUAAUUCAAAUAGAAUUGCUGGUCGUUGGACACCGUCAUUAUCAUUGUUGUCACAAUCAAUGUCACCUUCAAUGACUAACAACUGUACGAAUAAUGAUAAGAAUUACUAUUCGCAUUCAAAUCUAUUAUGUUUGGAUCCAUUUCAAAGAUUAUUGGUUCAUUCAAUUGCUAGCUAUUUAGGGUUGAAUUCAUAUAGUACAUGGUCUAAUUCACUGGGUGAACGUCAAUUAUGGGUGGAGCAAAUUCUAGGUAAAUGUAGUCAACCACCAAAGCAACACUUUGUGACGUUAAUUGAACAAAAAAUCACACAAUCAUCAUCAAAAUCAUUGAAUACAUGA